ACAACAUAGCAAUUCAUCCCGGGUCGACGACAAUCAUGGCAAAAUUUUUGGUUAUUGAGGCAACAUGAUGAAGAAAAAAGAGUCCAAAAAAUAUUUACAGGGAUCGGGCAAAACAUUCAAGAUGAAAGAGUUCCAAAAAUACCUCAUAAAGAAAGAGGAAAUGGAUUUUUCAUUGGAAGAAAGAGACGGCCAUAUUGUUUACGUUCCCAGCAAGAGCAAGGUGGACGAGAUCCCAGGCGGUUGCUUCUUACACAUGCUCAAUGAUCAGCUUGUUUCCAGUUUUGGUUUGAACCUUGGUGGAACCUUGGAGUACUUGUCUUCAUCAGAACAUUAUCCCUUAACUUUGGUUUUCAGAGCCGAGCAUGGACAAGAAGGCAAUCAUACAAAGAAAAAGUUCACGUAUCCAGUCCCCGACAAUUUCUUUGGAGAAAUAGCACCUUUAACAGAUAAAGAGAUAGCACACUACACUAAACUAGCACAGUCUUGGGUCAAGGGUCUUUUGGAUGCAUCCACUUCCAAUGAGGGUUUUGAGUAUAUCUGCACCAAGAAUGAUGUUGAUGUCUACCAAGGAACACGGCCAGGUAGUCAGCUUCAUCUGAUCCGUGGCGUCACCAGAGUUAAAGCGUCAAAGGAUGAAGCCAGAGCCCUUAUGAUAUCAGAUACUACAGAGAAGUUCCGACGUCUCUUCCACAUGAUAGAUGCUCAUUUUCAAGAUGGUUUAGUGUUGCAUCAGUUUCCUGCUAAUUACAGAGCCCCUGAGGUUCCUUUCUUCUCCAUGAAGUGGGCAGUGAUGGGGUCACCUGGGCCUGUUUGGUUCAGAGAUGUCUGCUGGCUGGAAUAUGGAGACAUAAUCAUUGAUGAGGCUGGAAAUGAACUUGGAUUUGGAGUGGGAUCUUCAAUUGCUAGACCCGAAUGUCCCACUUUGGAGAAUUACAAACUAGUGCGAGCAGAAAUCCUGAGCACUGGUUAUGUUUUUAAACAUUGUGCUGAUGACCCAGGAUAUAUGGAUGUAAUUUAUGUUAUUCAAGCUGACCCUAAAGGCUGGAUCCCAAAGUGGGCAGUUAACAUGUUUGCUUGGCAGCAAGCAUUGAAUGUGUCGCGGAUAAGAAAGAUCAUCGAGGGAACAUUAAGAGCUAGAGAGAGAAUGUCUCAUCAUGAAAGACAUGGAGCCGAAGUCCAAGGAGUUAUAAUACCUCAUGGCCAGACUCACACUGUUCACAUAAAAGUUGCGCAAACUCCCACAAGGAUCACAUUUGGGUUUUGUUCAAAUCACUAUGAUAUAGGUUGCUACAUAUCAGGUUUACCAGCAGGCAGAGAAUGGAGUAAAAGCAAAAGAUUUAGCUCACAUGUUACUCCAGUAAAUGGUCAAGUACUAGUAACUGAUGUAGGAGAGUACACACUGGUGUUUGACAACUCAUACAGCUGGUUCAAAUCCAAACAGAUUUAUUACUGGUACCACUUGAGCUCUACUGAUGGCCUCCUCUGAUUCAUGGCAACUUUGUCGAGACCUCUUGUUAACAAGAACUUAAAAAGGGCAAAGUGUGAUGGUUGAAGUCAUAUCAACAUACUGUACAGAAUCCUCAAUCUUUAACUUCCAAGAAGUGACAAAUUCUUAAUUAUUCCAGUGGUUUUGCAUUUUGAUGUUUUAAUAACAAAAUGCAAAACCACUGUAAUUAAAAUUACUGGAUUUAGUGUUGUGCUGAAACAACACCCUACUGUUUCUAGGCUAUAUUAUAUUCUAAUCAACAGAUAUCAUUAUUCAUUAUCCAAUUGGGCUUUGUAGAAUACAAAUAAUGUGCGAGACAAGUACGAAUAUCACAUGAUAUUUGUACUCCAGAAAUAUCCGCGAAAUUCGCCUGCACUGAAAAAACAGUUUGGCGUGUUGGAUAAGGAAUCUCUUAUUAGCAGGGCUCACACGCAUGUGAAGCCCCAUACCCAUGGAAUAUGGUCAACCUUUUUUGUUUGGUUGUCAUGUGACUGACCGAGCAUACGUACUUACGUGC
Molecule: messenger RNA, 2003 nt
Organism: Stylophora pistillata
Lineage: Eukaryota; Metazoa; Cnidaria; Anthozoa; Scleractinia; Pocilloporidae
Molecular function (GO): lipid binding
Source: RefSeq, a predicted model, not a curated record